This is a messenger RNA of Struthio camelus australis, 3607 nucleotides long. RefSeq names its product MAF bZIP transcription factor B (gene MAFB). The record is from RefSeq and is a predicted model, not a curated record. Gene Ontology annotation, molecular function: RNA polymerase II cis-regulatory region sequence-specific DNA binding; DNA-binding transcription factor activity, RNA polymerase II-specific. Gene Ontology annotation, biological process: regulation of myeloid cell differentiation; regulation of transcription by RNA polymerase II. Gene Ontology annotation, cellular component: nucleus. NCBI's taxonomy places the organism in Eukaryota, Metazoa, Chordata, Aves, Struthioniformes, Struthionidae.
CGCUGGAGGCGGCAGCUACAGCGGAGACCUGGGUUUUCUCGUUUCCCCCCUCUCCUCCUUUUUUUUUUUUUCCUCCUUCCUUCCCCUCCUUCCUCCCCCUCUUCCCUCCCCUUCCCCUGCGCUGCGAGAGCCAGCGAAAACUCCCGUGCAAAGCCCAGCCACCACCGCCAAAUAGCCAGUGCGCUCCCCCGGCCGCCUGCUCGGACUGGAAAGUUGCGGCAGACUCCGGUGCUCUGCUACCGCGGGGAGAAGGCUCAGGACUUACAAACCCAGCCAGAGGCACAGGCUAAACGUUUUGCACCGUUCUUCUUCUUCCGGCACCGACCCGAAGGCUGCAUCUUUGUUUUGUUUUGCUUUUUCCCUCCUGCUACUGCUCCUUUCUCCUUGCAACGGGGUGUCUAAGUGCUAGGAGCUGCUGCAGCCUGCGGUGCGUUGCAAACGCUGAUACAAGACAGGAGACAUCCAGGCGGCCCCGGGUGGCGGUUCGUCCUUGGCUUUGUUGCUCCGGACUGAAGAAGCCCGAGAAGCCGGGAGAAGGAGGCGGCCGAGGAGGAGGAGGCGGUGGAGGGGGAGCAGAGGAAAGGAAGCGAGAAAGCAAAGCCAAAGUUUAUUUGGAAUAAGGGAGCGCGGCCAGCCCUCUUCCAGGCUGCGCGCUGGAGUGAGGUCUCCAGCCCCUGCGCCGGGAGAGGUGCCGCAAGACCGCAAUGGCCGGAGAGCUCAGCAUCGGAGCCGAGCUGCCCACUAGUCCCCUGGCCAUGGAGUAUGUCAACGACUUCGACCUGAUGAAGUUCGACGUGAAGAAAGAGCCCCUGGGCAGGAACGACCGCUCCGGCAGGCACUGCACUCGCCUGCAGCCUGCCGGCUCCGUCUCCUCCACCCCCAUCAGCACCCCCUGCAGCUCCGUGCCCUCAUCGCCCAGCUUCAGCCCCACUGAGCAGAAGACCCACUUGGAGGACCUGUACUGGAUGGCCAACAGCUACCAGCAGAUGAACCCCGAGGCGCUGAACCUCACCCCGGAGGACGCCGUCGAAGCCCUCAUUGGGUCCCACCAGGUGUCCCAGCAGCUGCAAGGCUUUGAGAGCUUCCGGGCCCACCAUCACCACCACCAUCAUCAUCACCAGCACCACCACCAGUACCCCGCAGUCACCCACGAAGACCUGGCCGGCAGCGGGCACCCCCACCACCACCAUCACCAUCACCACCAGGCCUCUCCCACCCCCUCCACCUCCUCCAGCUCCUCCCAGCAGCUCCAGAACUCGCACCAGCAGCAUCCCCCCUCUAGCAGCGUGGAGGACCGGUUCUCGGAUGACCAGCUGGUCUCCAUGUCCGUGAGGGAGCUCAACAGGCACCUCCGAGGCUUCACCAAAGACGAGGUGAUCCGCCUCAAGCAGAAGAGGAGGACCUUGAAGAACAGGGGCUAUGCCCAGUCCUGCAGGUAUAAACGUGUCCAGCAGAAACAUCACCUGGAGAACGAAAAAACCCAGCUAAUUCAGCAGGUGGAACAGCUCAAGCAAGAAGUGACCCGGCUUGCCAGAGAGAGAGACGCCUACAAGCUCAAGUGUGAGAAACUUGCCAGCAAUGGCUUCAGAGAGGCCGGCUCCACCAGUGACAACCCGUCUUCCCCCGAGUUCUUCAUGUGAGUGCUUAACAAAUAUAAUUAAAAAAACAAAAACCCCAACCCCGAUCCCCAGCACCUUCCCCCCCACCCCACUCCUAUCCUCCUCCGACAUCUCCAUCCAUCUGUCUGCUUGACUAGCGAGAAAGAAGGAGAGAAAAAUAGACUUGAUUUUUGCAGCAUCCAGUCUUCUAGAUUAGCUGUGGGAAAAGUAGGCUGGGGGUGGGGAUGGGAGAGGUAAAGUGCAACUUUUCGACUUUCGUUUGCGAGUUAGAAAGAGGGACAGAGGCAGAGGCAAAGGAGAAAAGGACAAGUGAAGCGUUUUAUAGAUCGCUUGCUUUCAGAACGAGAUGGACUUUAAGAGAAUAAUAAUAAAAAGGACAAUGAACAAGCCAUCUAUAACAUACUGCCUGCUUGGAAAGAGAGGACAUUACAGCACCAUCUCAUGCACAAUUUACCUGCUUGGAAAAAGAGAAUAAAUAAAAAGGACAAUAUAUGCAAACUCUUCAUAUAUUGCCUGCUUCGAGAAAUAAGUUACAGGACUCAGAUGGGACAUUCAAUCCAAGGAAGGAAAGAAAGAAAGAAAAAAAAACACAUCAGUUUUAUUGCCUGCUUGAUUAUAUAGAAAAAUACGAAAAUCUGCAUUAAAAAAUAUUAAUCCUGCAUGCUGGACAUGUAUGGUAAUAAUUUCUAUUUUGUACCAUUUUCUUGUUUAACUUUAGCAUGUUGAUCAUCGAUCAUAGCUUUCUGUUGUUUUGUUUCAUCGAUAAGAAAAGCAUCACAAGUUAUCAAAACUUUUUACUGCUUGUGCAGUUUUGUUCGUUGGUUUUGCUCUCCUAUUUUCUUUCAUGGUUGUUAGCUUGUAAAUAUCUGCUACUUCAAACCGCACAGGAAAAAAAAAAACAAAAACAAAACAUUUCAGCAGGCUGGUUGUACGGUUUGUUUGGUAUUAAAGAGAUACUUAAAGUUAUGGGCAUUUUGCAUUCAGAAAAAAAAAACUUUGUAUAUCUGGUGCACUUUUAAGUUUUUUUUUUUUUAGUUUUCAUUUUGGUUUUUGUUUGUUGGGGCAGAAGAAAAAAAAAAACGCCUGAAUGGCAUUGACAAACCUAAACUUAACAGGGAAAGCUCUCAUCGGUCACUAGAGCCUCCUCUACGUUUUAAAGUGGCAGUGAAGCUCUUUCUCCUUCAGGACAAUUCUCAGCCUGUAGUGGUUAGACUUGGCCAUGCAGUCUCCCUUCUGAUUAUACACUCAGGAAGCGAGGAACGGACGAGAUAUUAGUUCCUUUUAAGAAACAACUGCCCCUUGAUUUUCAGUAAAAUGAAGAAAAGAAAAAAAAACUUGUUACGAGUCAAGUUGCAAUCGCAGUGAAUGAUUCGUGUUGCUAUUUAAGUUAGGUUUAUCAAUGGUAGUAGUGGAUAAGUGGGCUGGAAAGGCAUAUAAAACUAAAACUUUUUUUUAAGAAGACAUACCGCAACUUUUAAGUGUAUUCUUUUGCAAUGAUUUGUAGUCUGCUUCUCUGCUUCCCUAUGCAGCGAGUGAAAGUUUUAGCCAAAAUUUAUUUGCAGUUGUAUAGUAGUAGUACUUUGGAGUCUUAUGGGUGUUUUUAUCACUUUUUUUUUCCUCCUGCAGGUCAGUAAAAGGAUUUUACGUUGCACUGACAAAAAUACCAAAAUGAAAACUUAUUUUUUAGUUUCCUUUUAGGAUAGCUGGCACUGCUGGCCGGAUGCAUUUUAAGUUUGUAUUAGUUUAUAAAUUAACAGUAAUAACAAGAUUGUAAUAAACAGCAUGGUGCUUGCAGUUUUAAAUAUUGUGGAUAUUAGUCAUGCAUCAGAAAACGAUCUUUGGUUUUUACUGAUUCAACUGUGUUGAAAUCAAAACAUUGCAGCAGCGGAAAAAAUUGUUUUUAUUUCAUGUAAAGUUCUGAAGGGAUCAAUUUCAAAUCCUGCUUACGAUAUGAAAAAUAUUAAAAAACCUGGUCUAUUGUAGUUUUA